AGGCUGCCAGAGGAGACUCAACACUCCAGCUGAUCCAGAAGACAGCCAGUCCACCUUGUCCCAGUUGUGGUCAUCAUGUUCGCCGGCAAGACGCUCGGCGUGCUGCUGGCGCUCUGCACCGUUCUGGCCCUGAGCCGAGGAGGUCCGAUCAACGCCACCCAGCCCAAGGUCAUUGGCAGCCUCUGCGAGUACAAGAAGAUGUACUGCUCUUACUAUCACGGAGUGUACUGCCCGGAGUGCGACGCCGACGGGAAUUUCAUCCCGUGGCAGUGCUCAUCGAUGAGCGGGUACUGCUGGUGCGUCGACGUCAAGACCGGGGAAGAGCUGCCGUACACGAAGAGGCCGCUGGGCUCCGACCCUAUCGACUGCGAACACUACUACCACUGCCCAGAAGGCUGGACUUACUACGACGAGAAGUGCUACAAAUUCGUCGAGUACGCAAAGACAUGGCUUGAAGCUGAGAUUUACUGUCAGUUCGAGGGCGGCAACCUGGCGGCGAUCCACAGCUAUGAGCAGAACCACUUCGUCCAGGAUCUGAUCAAAGAGGUCACCCACAGCUUCCCGCUCACCUGGAUCGGCGGCUACGAUUCCAUAUAUCCAGGUUACUGGAUGUGGCGCGACGGCUCCAAGUUCCACUACGAAUACUGGUACCAAGGCAGCAAACCCACCACCGCGUAUCACUGCCUGAUGAUGAACUAUCACCUUGAGUUGCAGUGGUACUCAGCCAACUGCAACGACUCCCUCCCGUUCGUCUGCUGCAAGGACAUGUGAAGUCAGACAGCGUAAAAGAACUGAACACAAGGUGGCGCCAAAGUACUGGGCUGCUCAAACUGAGCCCACAAAAAGGCUUCCCUUCUUCCUCGGCUUUUAGAGGUUAGUUUUAUUCGCAAAGAUGUUUCCACUGCAGAUAUCUGGCUAGUCCACCUGCCGAGAUCUCCAGCUUUUUUAUUUUUCUGCUGAUUAUCUGUCUUUCUUUUUUUUUGUAUUGAAUAAAUACAAUCGAGCAUGCUGCAAGAACUGUACCUAUCAUAGCAGUAAGACGAAGCACUAAAAAGUAAUAAAAAAAAAUACAUCAACUGAAA
Stegastes partitus (bicolor damselfish) is the source of this 1082-nucleotide messenger RNA. Its product is annotated as galactose-specific lectin nattectin-like. Lineage: Eukaryota; Metazoa; Chordata; Actinopteri; Pomacentridae. The transcript has 6 exons. The record is from RefSeq and is a predicted model, not a curated record. The coding region runs from base 76 to 771 and encodes 231 amino acids.